Linum tenue is the source of this 471-nucleotide messenger RNA. The record is from the annotation of a GenBank genome assembly. Lineage: Eukaryota; Viridiplantae; Streptophyta; Magnoliopsida; Malpighiales; Linaceae.
AUGGCUCAGCUACUCUCUCUCUCUCCUGCGAGCACGAGCUGUGGCGGCGUCGUGAGGGGAGACGAUGGCCGCUUUAUAAAAGCAUUCACAGCGAACCUAGGAGGGGGUUCGAUCACUCGUGCUGAGCUGGCUGGGAUUGCUCAUGGGUUGAGAUUCGCUUGGGAAGAGGGGAUCAGGAAGGUUGUUCUACAGACAGACUCUUGCACUGCCCGGACGUUGAUCGAGAAAGCGACUCCGCAGCAUCCUCAUUACUCCUGCGUCGCAGAGAUCCGCCAAUGGUUAGCUCGGCAUUGGCUUGUCAGGAUAGAGCAUGUUUUCAGAGAAGCGAAUUUCGUGGCUGACCACCUCGCUUCCAUUGGCCAUUCUGUUCCUAUAGGGGUUCAUGCGAUUCAUAACCCGAGUAACACUCUUCUAUAUUGGCUGUACUUUGAUACUCUGGGGAUUCAAACGCCCCGUUUUGUCAGUUCUUAA